AUGCAAUCGUUUCGGCAUGCGAGACGUACAGGGCCUGUGGCCACUCCUGCCCUUCCUCCCUCUCCUCCGAAGAGCCCACUCAGCCACACCUCGAUACCAUUAGAAACAAAACCUCGCAUCCUUAUAAUAGGUGCAGGCUACCGUGGCUACUCUUAUGCUGAGCCAAUUCAUACAUCUGACGAGGGCAUCAUCGCUGCUGUAGCUGAGCCCUCUGCAUUUAAGCGGCAAGCAUUCGGCGAAAGGUUCAUCUGGGGCAAAAGUGGGCCUCUAGAGGGCCAGGCUUUCUCAAGCUGGGAAGAUUUUAUCAGCUAUGAAGUUCAACGAAGGGAAUUGCAACGCACAACUGGAAUGGUGACGGAUCCAGGGAUUGAUGCCGUAUUCGUGUGCUUGCUAGAUGAGCUCCAUGCGACGGUAGUUCAGGCUUUAGCACCACUGGGGCUGCAUAUCAUGUGCGAGAAGCCACUAGCCACGCGUCUGGACGAUAUUAUUGGAAUUUAUACAACACUGUUGCGGUCAUGGGAGACGUUGCAGUGCCAAGCACUUUUUGCUGUUGGCUUGGUCUUGCGGUACAGCCUCCCCCAAGUCUUGUUAAGAAAACUUCUCCGGGAGGACAGAGUGAUAGGUGAUGUUGUUAGUGUGGAGCAUACUGAAGCAGUUGGUUGGAAACACUUUGAACAUUGUUAUGUGCGAGGCCCUUGGCGAAGAGAAUCCAGGAGUGCACCCUCGCUCCUCACGAAAUCAUGCCACGAUAUUGAUCUUCUUUUCUGGCUUCUCUCUUCACCUGUCUCGCCUUCUUCAUCCGAGCCACCCCACCUCCCGUCAAAAGUGACUUCCUCAGGCCGCCUACAUUUCUACAGACAGGCUAACAAACCUGCCGGUGCUGGCAAAGCUACCAAUUGCCUGACUUGUCCUAUCGAGACAACAUGCCAGUACAGUGCCAAAUCGCUUUAUCUGCAUCAGCAUCUAAGAGCAGGCAACAGUAAUCGGCCUGUCAAUGCCAUAGUGCCUGAUAUCGAGGAGGUGGUUCGGAACCAGGGUCUGUCCUCUGCGGCAAAGCGCUUAUUAGGAGUCCUAGGUGAGGACUAUGAUGAAAGCACACCAGCGGACGAAGUGAGCCGGCGACCUUGGUAUGGUCGCUGUGUCUGGGAGUCCGAUAAUGACGUGUGUGAUGAUCAGAUGGUUACGAUAGAGUGGGAUGAUGACCCUUUGCCACCUUCUCGAGGCCAGACAAAAGGACCAAGCACUGGAGGAAAUCCAGACGCGAGACCAGAAUCCCGCUUUGCAAAGAUUGCUCAUUUUCAUCUGGUUGCUCUGACCGAGGCUAUUAGCACGCGUCGUGGACGCAUAUCAGGCACCACUGGUGAAAUUGUCUACGACUCAGACACCAUUCGCGUGAAUGAUUUUCGCUCCGGUUCAGAGGUGGUAUAUAACACCCCUUCUGUCGGACAUCAUGGUGGAGGUGAUGAUGGCCUUGCGCUCUCUUUCGUGCGAGCAGUGAGCAAAGUGAAGCGUGGCGAGAUGAGUAGCAAAGAAGCUCAAAGCACCUUCUUGAAAUCUAGUGUGGAAGAGCUUCUUAGAAGUCAUCUUGCGGUAUUUUGGAUCGAAGAUUCGAGGAAAGGGGGCACGGCUUUGAAAUGGCAGGAUUGGUGGGCAAGGGAGGUGGGCAUUAAGCUUAAGGAAAGGGGAUUAACAAUGAGUUGA
Molecule: messenger RNA, 1701 nt
Organism: Aspergillus pseudoviridinutans
Lineage: Eukaryota; Fungi; Ascomycota; Eurotiomycetes; Eurotiales; Aspergillaceae
Product: Gfo/Idh/MocA family protein
Exons: 2
Coding region: 1-1701 (566 amino acids)
Molecular function (GO): nucleotide binding
Source: RefSeq, a predicted model, not a curated record